AUGAGUGUAGCGGUAGUGAACAGUUCAACCGUAACGGAGUUCGUGGAUGACACAGCUACGUUUGAUUGUUUCGUGAGAGAAUGGUUUGCAAUGGUAGAUCAGAAUGGCGAUGGGAAGCUUUCGCGUGACGAAAUCCGUGGUGGGUUAGGAAUGCUUUUGUCUUUAGGUUCCGAAUCACAGCCACAGCAAGACAUUGAUAGCGUGUUGGAAUUGAUAUUCAAGAGGUUUGAUGAAGAUCGAAAGGGUGCACUCGUUCUGAAGGAGUUCAAGUCCUUAAUGAAGGAUAUUAUGCACGCCGUUGCUCGUGGGAUAGGUGGCUCUCCCAUCAUUGUUGCUCUUGAUAAACAUAGCUUGCUUAUGAAGGCUGCUCAACGUGAAUUGGCAACACGUUCUUCUCCUCCUUGA
Messenger RNA from Gastrolobium bilobum, 405 nucleotides. Its product is annotated as respiratory burst oxidase homolog protein C-like. Gene Ontology annotation, molecular function: calcium ion binding. The transcript has a single exon. The coding region runs from base 1 to 405 and encodes 134 amino acids. NCBI's taxonomy places the organism in Eukaryota, Viridiplantae, Streptophyta, Magnoliopsida, Fabales, Fabaceae. The record is from RefSeq and is a predicted model, not a curated record.